AUGGCAUCAAAAUUAUCAACACUCGCAGAAAAUUUAUUAACACCAGGUUUCGAGAAGUUCAGAGAAACCGCAAAAGCAUUCUUACCCAGAGAUAUGGAUCUCGUCACACGUAAGGGUGUUUACCCAUACGAGUUUACCGAUAGUUGGGACAAGUUAGAAGAAACGAUUUUGCCUCGGAAAGAAGAUUUUUAUAGCACAUUAACGGAAGAACAUAUAGACGAUGAGGAAUACGAACACGCAGUCACAGUAUGGAACCAUUUCAAAUGCAAAACCCUAGGAGAAUAUAGCGAUUUGUAUCUAAAAAUUGAUGUGCUGCUGUUGGCUGACGUGUUCGAAAAUUUCAGAGACAUGUGCAUUUCUACAUACAAUUUAGACCCUGUUUACUACUUUACAGCUCCAGGUUUUAGUUUUGACUGUAUGUUGAAAUAUACCAAAGUCAAACUAGAAUUACUCUCUGAUUUUGACACCCACUUAUUUUUUGAAAAUUCAAUCCGUGGUGGCCUCACACAAGCAAGUAUGAGGUACGCUAAAGCUAAUAAUGAAAAAACCCAAGAUUAUGAUCCAACAAAGUCAAAAUCAUGGAUAGUUUACCAAGAUUGCAACAAUUUGUACGGGUGGGCAAUGUCACAGCACAUGCCAUACGGUGACUUUAAAUGGGUGGAGCCUAAGUUAGACGGGUUAGAUGUUUUGACGACGACGUCAGAUAUAGGCAGAGUGUAUGAGGUAGACAUAUCAUACCCUAAUGAACUCCAUGACUUACACAACGAUCUUCCAUUUUUACCUGAGAACAAAAUUCCUCCUGAUUCAAAAGUGAAAAAACUUAUGGCGACACUUCAUUCAAAAAAAAAUUACGUAAUCCAUUAUCGAAACCUGCAGCAAGCCAUAGCAAAUGGUUUAAUUGUAGAAAAAGUACACAGAGUUUUAGAGUUCAAACAAUCGGAUUGGCUUGCAAAAUACAUUAAAUUAAAUACUGAAAUGAGGAAGAACGCGAAGAAUGAAUUCGAAAAGGAUUUCUUCAAACUCUUAAACAAUGCCGUUUUUGGAAAAACCAUGGAAUCUUUACGGAAACGUUUUAAGAUGGAACUAGUUUCAUGUCCACAAAGAUUACAAAAACUAAUCAACAAGCAAACAUUUAAACAUUGUACGACAUACAGUGAAAAUCUUGCUGCUGUCUCAUUGGAAAACAAAAUUAUCAUGUUUAACAAGCCAAUAUAUAUAGGUUUCGCAGUAUUGGAUAUCAGUAAAACCAUGAUGUACGAUUACCAUUUUAAUGUAAUGAAGGCGCAUUAUGGUGAUAAUAUCAAUCUCAUGUAUACAGAUACAGAUUCACUGAUAUAUCACAUUAAGACUGACGAUUUUUACAAAGAUUUGAAGUGCAAUUCAAACUUACUUGACCGGAUGGAUACUUCAGAUUUGCCGAUAGACCAUCCAUGCUACAUUGCCGAACGAAAGAAAAUUCCAGGAUUGUUCUCCGAUGAGGGAAAGGGACAGCUAAUUACCCAGUUUAUCGCGCUUCGAGCAAAGUCAUACGCUUACAUUUUGAACGACAAGGAGAAAAUUAAGGCAAAAGGCGUCCGAGGGCACGUAGUUAAAAAUCACAUGACUUUCAAUGAUCAUUUCGAUUGCCUUUUCGCUGAUGGCGAAAAAGAGAACUUUAAACUGUAUACUAGGGAAAAUGUAUCCAUCAGAUCAUUCAACCAUAAGAUACGAACAAUCAAAUCCAAAAAAUUAUGCUUCAACCGACAAGAUGAUAAGCGGAUAGCAAAGACCGAUAGAAUACAUACCUACGCUCAUGGACAUUUUAAACUCGAUUGUUAA
This is a messenger RNA of Metopolophium dirhodum (rose-grain aphid), 1818 nucleotides long. RefSeq lists its product as uncharacterized. Lineage: Eukaryota; Metazoa; Arthropoda; Insecta; Hemiptera; Aphididae. Bases 1 to 1818 code for a protein of 605 amino acids. The transcript has 3 exons. The record is from RefSeq and is a predicted model, not a curated record.